UGGCACCUCUUCAGCAGCCCAUCCCUAUUCAGAAAAGCACUUAAGCGUAUGUUGAACUUUAAGCAUGUGGGACUUAAGUGCUUUGCUGAUGAAAUGAAUUUAAGUACCUGCUUACUUGCUUUGCUGAGUUAGGGCUUGUUUUGGUGGAGUAAGAAAAUCACAAUAUCAUAAUUUCAAGUAGUAAAAUGUCCCUCUCACUUUCCAAAGGGCAGUUUCCAGCACUGGAAAAGAUCUCUGAACAUACUUUAAGUGCUACAUUAAAGACCAAUAUUAAGAUGGGAGAACAAGGAUUAGGUCUUAUAGUAAUUCAGAAUGGACCAUAUCUCCAGAUAACAAGUCUUGUUCAGAAAGGCUCUGCAGCUAAGAAUGGAAGACUCAAACCAGGUGAUAUUUUGAUUAAAAUUGGACACGCUAACGUUUUAGGAUGGACACUGCGAGAGCUUUGGCAACUUUUGCACAAUAUUCCCAUAGGAUCAGUUCUACAGAUCAGGGUUUACAGAGAUUUUGUUGAAGUACCUCAGCACUGGCAAAAUGCACUUGAAUUAGUUCCUGAAGUAAAGCCUCCUGUGAAGACAGACAUUUCAAGUAAAGACAGUGAGACAAAAGACGACACGUGGACAAGUAGUGAUGAUUAUGAAGAUGCAGACUCUGACAGAAGUCUUAUAUAUGAAACUACACAAUCAUUUUGUUCUACCAAAGAAUUGCCAUCAAUAUCGAAAACUUGGCAUGCAUUUAAAAGAAAAAAACACACAUUUACUGUAGGUGCUGACAUUGGAUGUGACAUUAUAAUUCAUAAAGAUUUUGAUGCAUGGUAUAGUUCUGACUUUGCUACUGAUGGUAUUAGAUCUCUUUCAUACUGGACUAUGGAAACACAUGACAGCGAGUCAACAUCAUCCUCUUCCUCUAUAUCAGAUGCAUUUUGGCUUGAAGAGUUUGCCAGUAUUUUGGAAUAA
Messenger RNA from Caretta caretta (loggerhead turtle), 953 nucleotides. It is a transcript of the gene PDZD9, whose product is annotated as PDZ domain containing 9. The record is from RefSeq and is a predicted model, not a curated record. Gene Ontology annotation, molecular function: protein binding. Lineage: Eukaryota; Metazoa; Chordata; Testudines; Cheloniidae.